Messenger RNA from Brassica napus (rape), 3779 nucleotides. RefSeq names its product putative FBD-associated F-box protein At1g05080. NCBI's taxonomy places the organism in Eukaryota, Viridiplantae, Streptophyta, Magnoliopsida, Brassicales, Brassicaceae. The transcript has 3 exons. Bases 1009 to 2331 code for a protein of 440 amino acids. The record is from RefSeq and is a predicted model, not a curated record. Gene Ontology annotation, molecular function: protein binding.
UAUAUGUGAUGAUUUUAAUUUACAGCAUGAAAAUUAUAAAAUUAUUAUAUUUGGCAUAAUUAUGCAAAUAUUUAAAUAUGGGAGUAACCCUAAAAAUAUAUAAUAAUUAUGUAAAACAUAUAUCUAUAUAUAUAAAUGUGAAAAUAUAUAUCUGCACGGUUGUGCGGGUGGAAAUCUAGUAAAUUGUUUAAGAUUUGAGUAUCUAUUUUCUAAAUUCUGUUAUAUAAAUUGUUUAAAAUUUGAGAAUUUAAUGAUUUUUUUUGGUGAAUAAGUUUUUAAAACCAAGAAUAAUUGAUAUAAAGCAUAAUAAUGAUGAAUAUGAUUUUUAAAAUAUAAAGUAGAUAAUAUUAGGUAAUAUAAUAAAUAUUACCGUAACAUAUAUAUUUAAAUAUAUUAUAUAUAUUCGUAAGUUGUGAGAUGCAACAUUCAAGUACAUAUAUCACAUAAUUCAAUUCCAAAUUUAUUUUGGCAACUUCAUAUAUGAUUUUUUUAAAUAAGACAUAGCAUUAUAAUGAACUCUAAUAUAUUGGAUGAAAAAAAAAAAGAACUCCGAUAUAUUUUGUACAUUUUCAAAAUUUUAAAUGAAUCAUACAUUAUAGUUUUGUGAACAACACGUUUUUAUGGUGUUAAUAGAGUUUGAUAAGAGUUUUUACCUUGGAAGUCUAAAUCUUAUGGUUUGAAUAAACAUAAUUUAGAUGAGUUUGUAAAGGAUGGGCUUAAUAUUUUGACAGAUAGUGGCAAAAUUUAUUGGGCUGAAAUAGUGCUGAGAUUUGAUUUGGCAAGAUCGCUUUUGUUUCUGGUGGGGUGGGCUUUUAAUUUCCGAAAACAAUUAAAAAAAAAAAAAAAGGUAGUGACAUUUUUUGUAAUUAACUGGAAAAAUCAGAGGCAGAAUAUAAAGUUUCUGUUUUAAUAGUAUAGACGUGAAAAAAAUAUAGUCGCUAACUUACGGAAAAGAGUAAUCACAAAUUUCUUCAAGCUGUCAUCGUCUUAGGGUUUUGCCUCGUGAAGAUGCCAAAAACAACCGAACAUUGCGAUGAAAAAAUUGAAGAGAUACUUUGUGAAGACCGGAUUAGUUCUUUACCCGACGAUUUGCUUGUGACGAUACUGUUGUCUGUCCCUCUUAAAGAUGCAGCAGCCACCAUGAUUUUGUCUAAGCGAUGGCGUUUUAUGUGGACUAUGUUGCCUAUACUUGUUUACAAAGAAAGCGAUGUUGAGAGCAAGAAUAGUGUUUGGGAUUUUCUUGACAAGUCACUGGAACUCCACAAAGCCCCUCUUCUAGGUAUGUAUAUGCAACUCGGUCCACAGUGUCCAUUAGAUGCUGAUGUGGGAAAGUGGGUUGCAACGGCUCUUGAUCGCGGCUUGGCAUUGCUAAUCUUCGAGCUCCGCUGGUCCGCAGAUCCAACCAGCUUGCCCAUGACCCUUUACUCCUGCAAAUCUCUCAAGAUAUUGCGUCUCUCCCACAAGGUUCUAGUGGAUCUUCCUUCUUCCAUCUGGCUUCCAUCACUUCAAAUUCUCGAGCUAAACUGUGUGGUGUAUAAAAACGAAGAUUCUCUCAAAAGGUUCUUAUCAAGCUGCCCCGUUCUGGAGAGUAUGACCGUGACACGGGAAAAAGAUGACAACGUGAAAAUUUUCACUGUGAAAGCUCCUUAUCUAUUGGACUUAUCUUAUGGUAAUUAUAUGUCGGACGAUGAUGAAGAAGAUACCGGUAGAUGUUUGGUUAUUGAUACUCCGGCAUUAACAUACUUAGACAUAGCCGAUUAUUCAGGAAACUCUUGGUCGAUCGAGAAUACACCCUGUUUGGAGGAAGUUUACUUCAAUGUUGAUCGGUCUUUACUUGGUUUUGACAAAUUCUUAAGAUCUUUCUCCAAAGUCUUAUUUCUUGAGUUGAUUUUAACUGAUAAAAUGAUUGUGUGUUUUAGCACCAUCGAGUUCUCUCGGCUGACGAAGUGUAAAUUAUUCCCGAAUAACUCAAACUGGAUGGAUUCACUUGUGUCUUUCCUCCACAAUACUCCAAAACUUAAGUAUCUUAUAAUUGAUUAUAAAACAAACCAUCAACCACCGAUUGCCUCUAUGUGGUGGAGCCAAUCUAUCAGUGAUCCCGAAUGCUUAUCCUCAAGUCUGGAAAAGUUUGAAUUGAUAGACUAUGGAGGAAGAGAAGAAGAGCGAGAAUUGGUAGAAUACAUCUUAACCACCUCUAUAUGUUUAAAGACGGCUACAAUCUCCUUGUCCACCUUAAAACUUGAAGAUGAAGACAUAACUAUGAAGGAGUUGAAAGCUAUUCCUAGGGUUUCUAUAACAUCUCAUCUCUUUUUCAAAACUUCACAUAAAUAAUUAUGUAAACUAUAACUGUGUUUUUUUUUGGGGUUUUACAUUGUUUCCUUAUCUCGACGUUUAUAUAUUAUAUAUUCUAUUUUGUAUAUUACAGAUCUUACUUAGAACAAUAAAUACGACUUGCUUAAGUAACAUCAGGUUUUUAUGCAUAUGUUGAAUGUUUAAAUUGGGGAAAUAAAGUUUGUUGUUGAGCCAAAAAAAAGUUUCCAUCAGGUUUUAGAAACAGGGAUUUCUCUAGUGUGUGAUAAAAGCGAAGUUCAAUACGCCACACUGGAGUAUCUUUGGGUUUAACUCCCUCCCGAAGAAAGUUCUUAUGUGCGUUGAAGAGAUUUUUCACAGCUCAAACUCGCCGAGAAACAAACUUUACAGCAACAACCCACGAAUAUCUUAUCAUAGAACAGAACAACCCACAACAUAUUUGAAAUUAGGCCUGGACAUUUGGGUCGUCGGGUCGGGUUCGGAUCGGAUCUUUUUGGGUCCGGGUCUUUUGAGUCUAAAAGUUUAUGACUUGAUAUGGUGAUUUCAAAUUCUCGGUUCCGGGUCAGUUCGGAUCGUACCGGGUCGGGUCGGGUCUUAGAUACUUAGACCCAUUCGGGUAACUACAAUUUAUCGGUUCGGAUUCGGUUCAGUUUCGGAUCGGGUUCGGUUCGGGUUUGAUUUAAAAAAGACCUAAAAUAAAAAAAAAAUCUGAAAAUAUUUAUAUAUCUAAAAAUAUUCAACAUUUGUGUUUUUAUUAUAUUAAAAUAUGUAUAUAUAUUAAACUAUGCGAGAUACAACAACCAUUCGUUGUCUCUUAGUGGUUGACCCCAUGUUCUCUAGAUGAAUAACCCGUCUUCGAUUCCCCCUUAAUGCAUUUUAUUUAAUUUACAUUAUUAAUUCGGGUACCCAUCGGGUUUCAGGUUUGGGUCGGGUCAGGUCGAAGACCCGCGGGUUCUCUGCAACAAGACCCGAUAGGGUAAUUUGAUCGGGUCGGCUCCUUCCCGAACCGUUUUUUUUGGGUCGGUUUCGGGUCGGAUCUUCGGGUCCGAGUAAACUGUUCAGGCCUAUUUAAAAUUGUUUAAAAUAAAAUUAAAGAUCAUUUAAGGCCCAAUUACCAAUUUUUGGGCCUUUCCAAUUUGACGUUUUUGCAUCUAAUUUAUUCUUCGCUAGCUUUGUUAUUUCUUUUUAAUCCCUUAUAUAUUAAAAGAGAAGUAUUGUAAUAAUUGCGUUCACACUAAACUGGACACAUGUCACGUGUAGAAACAUUAUAAUAAAUGCGUUCACACUAAAAUGGACACAUGUCACAUAUAAAGAGCUUCUCAGCUAAACUCUACAUAAAUAUGUUAACACUAUGUACUUUACGUUUUUUUAAUAUAAAACUCACAUGCAUAGUUCUUCUGUUUACGAAUAGAGCUGGACAAGUUAUUCAUAAAUUUUGAUUUGAUUCGUUAUCCGUUUUGAUUCGAACC